Sinocyclocheilus anshuiensis is the source of this 738-nucleotide messenger RNA. Its product is annotated as cysteine-rich with EGF-like domain protein 1. NCBI's taxonomy places the organism in Eukaryota, Metazoa, Chordata, Actinopteri, Cypriniformes, Cyprinidae. The transcript has 7 exons. Bases 1 to 738 code for a protein of 245 amino acids. Gene Ontology annotation, molecular function: calcium ion binding. The record is from RefSeq and is a predicted model, not a curated record.
AUGAACACGUCACCCUCACGGAUGUUCUUCCUGUCUGCUGUGCUCUGCGUGGCCAUUUUUCAUCUAAUUUCGGGUCAGAACUGCUCAGAGCACUGUAAAGCAUGCGGGGGCCCAGAGAAAGCCCAGUGCCUUCAGUGCCACACUGGAUUCAUCCUGCAUGACAACCUUUGUGUGGAUAUCGAUGAAUGUGGUACUGAUCUGGAUCGGUGUCCCGACAACACAUACUGCUUCAACACCCAUGGCUCUUAUGAAUGCAAAGGAUGUGAUAAGGCCUGUGUUGGUUGUAUGGGUGGAGGACCUGCCCGCUGUAGGAAAUGUGCUGCUGGUUACAGAUCAUCAGGCAUGAGAUGCAUAGAUAUAGACGAGUGCGCUGAGGAGGUGUUGGCCUGUCCUAGGGUCAGUAUGUUCUGUGUAAAUACAGAGAGCUCUUUUCACUGUCAGUGUGCAGUGGGUUACACACGCAGAGGCGACACCUGUGAGAGGAGCCAGACAACAGCGUCUGAAGAAAAGGGUCUUUUUGACGACAUUCAUGAGGAUGAAAUUGAGGUUCUGCAACAGAUGGUUACACAAGUAACCGAGACGUUCUUCGGUGUUGUGCUGUGUGCAUUGGCCACAUUGGCGGCUAAAGGGGACUUGGUGUUCACCUCCAUCUUUAUGGGGGCAGUGGCAGCCAUGGCUGGAUACUGGCUGUCUGAUAAAAGCGAUCGAGUGAUAGAUUCCAUCUUGAAGGGGAGAUAA